Penaeus indicus is the source of this 2112-nucleotide messenger RNA. It is a transcript of the gene VGlut, whose product is annotated as vesicular glutamate transporter 1-like. The transcript is spliced from 16 exons. Gene Ontology annotation, biological process: monoatomic anion transport; synaptic transmission, glutamatergic; transmembrane transport. Gene Ontology annotation, molecular function: L-glutamate transmembrane transporter activity; neurotransmitter transmembrane transporter activity. Bases 1 to 2112 code for a protein of 703 amino acids. Gene Ontology annotation, cellular component: excitatory synapse; synaptic vesicle membrane. The record is from RefSeq and is a predicted model, not a curated record. NCBI's taxonomy places the organism in Eukaryota, Metazoa, Arthropoda, Malacostraca, Decapoda, Penaeidae.
AUGGAGCUGAAGGAGCUGAGUUGUGCUAAUUCACAAUGGCCUUUGAUGACGUCACACUACUCCAGUGACGUCACGAACGGCGUGCAGUAUGAGGAGUUCGAGCUAGAAGCCUCCAAGAUCAAUAAUCUGAAAUAUGCAGGGGUUGACGAUACGAUGGAAGAAGGCUACGAGAGAGAGAAACCUCCUCUACGAAAGAUUGACCAGUACCUUCCGCCCGACUGCCCUUGUUGCAACAUCACAAAGCGGUUUACUAUGGCUAUCUUAGCCAGCAUAGGUUUUCUCAUAUCAUUUGGCAUCAGAUGCAACAUGGGCGUCGCGGUGGUCGAGAUGACGUCAAACCAGACGCUUACUGGGAAGAGAGAAAUUGACUGGAGCGACGACAUUGUGGGCGUGGUCGACUCCUCCUUCUUCUGGGGUUACAUCAUCACACAGGUGCCGGGCGGUCUGAUCGCCUCGCGUUUCCCUGCACACCGAGUGUUCGGAACGGCCAUCGCGACUUCGUCUCUCCUAAACAUGCUUAUCCCGGGCGCCUCGAGACUCCACCCCGUCGCCGUUAUCUCCGUCAGGGUGCUUCAGGGGCUUGUCGAGGGCGUCACGUACCCGGCCUGCCACGGCAUCUGGAGGAACUGGGCACCGCCUCUGGAGCGCUCUCGCCUCGCCACCCUGGCCUUCUGCGGGAGUUACGCCGGGGCAGUGCUGGGGAUGCCCCUUUCCGCCUGGCUCACGCAGGGCAUAGGGUGGCCGGCGCCCUUCUAUGUCUAUGGUAUGGUAGGCGUAGGCUGGUACGUGUUCUGGUACUGGUUAGCGUUCGAGAAGCCAGCGACCCAUCCAACGAUUUCAGCAAGGGAACAGGUUUACAUCGAAGAGAGCCUCGGAAAACAGCAAACGUCGCAGCCCACCUUCGCCACGACCCCCUGGCUGGCCUUCGCGACCUCCCUGCCGGUGUGGGCGAUCAUCGUGGCCAACAUCGCCAGGUCGUGGACGUUCUACCUGCUCAUCAUCUCGCAGCCGACGUACUUCAAGGAGGUCUUCAAGUACGACAUCGCUAAGAGCGGCACCGUGUCCGCCCUGCCCCAUCUGGUGAUGACGAUCGUCGUGCCCUUCGGCGGUCAGCUGGCCGACUACUUCCGAAAGAACAACAUCCUGUCGACGACCAACGUGCGGAAGGUCUUCAACUGCGGCGGCUUCGGGAUGGAGGCCGUGUUCCUCCUCGUCGUCGCCUUCACGAGGGACACGACCAUCGCCAUCACUUCGCUCACCCUGGCCGUGGGCUUCUCUGGCUUCGCUAUAUCGGGUGAGUGGACCGACUUGGAUCUCUGGCUUUCCUUCCGACGGCGGCAGGAGACCAAGGAUAUGCUUAUAGGGCCUAGGAUGGGGAGGAAGAGGAGGCGGGAGGGGGAGUUAGAGCUCUCGAGAUUAACGUCCGGAGAUCAAGCCUCUGGCAACCCCACAGAAACUGACUCUUUGUCUUUGGGUCCUCGCCUUAUCAGCUAUGACAUCCACGCUUUUUCGGUGCAGGAGGAGGCGCCGCCCACGAGUGGCAGGACCGACGGCAGGGGGGAGGGUCCCGGCAUGAUCUGCCCCAUCAUCGUCGAGGAGUUCACCAAGCACUCGAGCGCGGCCGAGUGGCAGGUGGUGUUCGUCAUCGCCUCCGUCAUCCACUUCCUCGGCGUCACCUUCUACGCGAUCUUCGCCUCCGGGGAGCUGCAGCCGUGGGCCGAGCCGCCGCCGGAGGAGCAGGAGGAGCAGCAGUACGUCAAGCAGGAGACGCCGGGCCAGGCCAACGGGAAGCUGGCCACCUACGGCACGAUGGGCGGCGAGGGCGGCGGCGAGGUCCAGGCCUUCCCGCAGGAGGGCCAGGAGCCGCAGGGGGGCUUCGUGCAACAGCAGCAGCAGCAGACAUACCUCCAACAACAGCAGCAGUUCGGCCAGCAGUCUCAGCAGAUAUAUGGACAGCAGCAGCAGGCGGCCGAGCCCAGCGACUACGCCACCCAGAACCCGCACAACCCGUUCUCGUCGGCCGCCCCGCCGCCCACCAACCCCUUCAGCGCCGGCUUCACGCAGGAGGCGGUGCAGCCGACGUCCCAGCAGUACACUCAGGGCCAGUACUAA